AUGAAUCGUCCCAACAGGCCUCCUAACCUCUCAAUAGAUGAUCCAAAAGCUCCUGAAAGAUCGUCAUCCAGCUAUGUUCUCCCAGAAUUGAUUGUGGACCGCCCUAGCCCCUAUGGUUUAGAGCAUUAUGGUAUCUCAAUUCAAGACUGGGAUCCGCGAUCCAAGGAUGCCCAAACCACAUCAGAUGCCCCAAGUAAUGUACAAGACCAAAGAUCCGAAGCUGAAGUAUCCUUACGUUUCGGAAGAUGGGCAAAUACAGGAGCAGCUUCGCCUGCUUCUUCGCGACCUGUAAGUCCCGCUGGAUCCUCACCUCAAAGCUUGUAUCAUCCACCACGAACUCUCGGCAAAUCCAGGAGGAGAGGCAGGACACUACAAACUGGAGAUGGUCAAUCCCUCCGCGAAAGAGCUAGGCAGGAUAUCAAUUUCGAAACUUAUGGUUCGAUCACCGAAGACGGUCCAAUGUCGCCUAGAGGAUUUCAACGAGAUACAAUUAGCGCUUUGCAUGCUGAUCCACCUGAUUCGGUCAUUGUCAACAGAAAGUUGUACGCUUAUGAUCCUCGAGGUGAAGAGUACAUCCCAUUCGGUCAAGUGGAAUCGAUCCCUGGAUCUCCUACCAGUCCAGCUUCUACACCUUCUGUAACAGACUAUUUCGAUCCCAUGGACAGAAGACCGCCGCUCAGCAGACUGCCCAGUCAACAAAGCCUCAAUGAGGGAGACAAAGCAAGGUUUUAUCGAUCGAAUGCCGCCGCAGAAAGUACUCAAUCGCUCGCCGCCGUCCUGGCAGAAGCUCAAGAUGAAUCUCCAGCGCAUUCGCCAUAUGCUUCCGGUCUGCCAGGUCUCACUAUCGAUACUUCUGGGAACGAAUAUAGAAACAGUUGGGCUUCUUAUACCAGUACUGUUCCUAGUUCUCCAAACUCACCAGGAGCAGGAUCCUCGCGAAGCUCUCCCUCCGAUCUCAGACGGAUGUACAGUUCUGCAUCGAGACUCAUGGGCAGCAUCGAAGCUUUACCAGAAGCUAGCGAAUCCGACGACAGCAUUCAGCAUUCUCCCGUGAAUAAAAAUGAAAAGGGUAUCGAGCUGUCAUCGUUCCGAAAGGAUACUGAAGGAGGGAAUAAAGCACACCCCUGGAUUCAGCUUGCCGAAGGAUCCGUAGGAUCAAAUAGUCGACAGGUCUCUGAGCCACUUACAGGUCUGGCAAGGAAGAAAGAAGUCUGGAAACGAUUCUGGCGACAUAAAGUAAGUUUAGAUUUCCGAUCAUCAAGGCAAAAAUCAGGUACACCUUCACCCGCUAUCAGUCCUACGACUGGACGAACCUUGAGUCCAGAAGAGUAUGGGUACGAAGUCCGAUAUCCGAAAGCGGCCUUCGUAACUGCCAAAGAGCUAUCUCAGAUGUCUGCAACUGAAAGAGAACGAUUAAAAGCAGUGACAGCCUCUAUGAGAUCGGAGCCUUCAACAUCCAGAAUCAGAUUACAGACAUAUGAUCCAACUAGGUUCCAGAGCUUUGCGGGACGUGUACAGCAAGCUCAAGCUCAAGCUCGAGAUAAUGCUGUCACAGCUUUUGGCUUAGCCGAAGCAGAUGAACAGAGUAUGAGUAUCAUGUCAAGCGAACAAGAUACCUCGCGAGCUGGACGGUCCACGGAUCCAAGUGCGAGAACGUUAAGAAGAAGAUCAUCAUCCAAACUAGGCAGGACAUUGUCAUCAGCGAGCUCUAGGCUGUUUGGAUAA
Molecule: messenger RNA, 1725 nt
Organism: Kwoniella mangroviensis CBS 8507
Lineage: Eukaryota; Fungi; Basidiomycota; Tremellomycetes; Tremellales; Cryptococcaceae
Exons: 5
Coding region: 1-1725 (574 amino acids)
Source: RefSeq, a predicted model, not a curated record